AUGUCUGCCUCUCUUUUGCGCACUUCCACUGCUCGCGCGGCUCUACGCGCCGGAGCUUCGGCUCCUCGUUCAAACGUAGCUGGCCUUGCUGGGACGAGCUUCGUUCGCACCAAAGUCACUCUUCCUGACCUUGCCUAUGACUAUGGCGCCCUCGAGCCAUCCAUUUCAGGCAAAAUCAUGGAGAUCCAUCACAAGGGUCACCACAACGUGUACGUGACUGGUUACAACACCAACAUCGAGAAACUAGAGGAAGCGCAAGCCAAGAGCGACAUUGCCGCUCAGAUUGCCCUCAAGCCAUUGAUCAACUUUCACGGUGGUGGUCACAUCAAUCACACACUCUUUUGGGAGAAUCUGGCCCCCAAGAGCGCCGGCGGUGGCGAGCCACCAUCAGGUUCUCUAGGAAAGGCCAUUGAUGAGACAUACGGCACCUUUGGCGAAUUCCAGAACAAGUUCAACACUGCUCUCGCUGGUAUUCAGGGUAGUGGUUGGGCCUGGUUGGUCAAGGAUAAGGAAACCGGUGAUAUCUCUAUCAAGACCUAUGCCAACCAAGACCCCGUCGUCGGCCAAUACGUUCCUAUCCUCGGCGUCGAUGCCUGGGAGCAUGCUUACUACCUUCAAUACCAGAACCGCAAAGCCGAAUACUUCAAGGCUAUCUGGGAGGUGCUGAACUGGAAGGCAGCCGAGAAGCGUUUCGGUGCUUAA
Molecule: messenger RNA, 702 nt
Organism: Talaromyces atroroseus
Lineage: Eukaryota; Fungi; Ascomycota; Eurotiomycetes; Eurotiales; Trichocomaceae
Product: Superoxide dismutase
Exons: 4
Coding region: 1-702 (233 amino acids)
Biological process (GO): superoxide metabolic process
Cellular component (GO): mitochondrion
Molecular function (GO): metal ion binding; superoxide dismutase activity
Source: RefSeq, a predicted model, not a curated record